This is a messenger RNA of Colletotrichum destructivum, 1363 nucleotides long. RefSeq names its product Putative dihydroorotase, metal-dependent hydrolase. Gene Ontology annotation, molecular function: dihydroorotase activity. Lineage: Eukaryota; Fungi; Ascomycota; Sordariomycetes; Glomerellales; Glomerellaceae. The record is from RefSeq and is a predicted model, not a curated record. The transcript is spliced from 8 exons. Bases 1 to 1197 code for a protein of 398 amino acids. Gene Ontology annotation, cellular component: cytoplasm. Gene Ontology annotation, biological process: 'de novo' pyrimidine nucleobase biosynthetic process; pyrimidine nucleotide biosynthetic process.
AUGCCUCUCCCUGACACCGUCGAGCUACCCGCUGGCUUCGACGCCCACGUCCACCUGCGUGAUGGCGACAUGUGCAAGGUAUUUCGAAGUGCAGCCAACAUACAGACUCUUGAGUACACCAACCGACUGAUUAUCCCAGAUCGUUGCCCCGACGGUCCGCCAGGGUGGAGUGAACCAGGUAAACCGCACACACAUACGCCCGACACUGAGAUGGCAUCUUCACUAACACUCUCGCUGGCCCUGAUCAUGCCAAACCUGGCACCUACUCCCGUGACAACGGUCAAGAUGGCUCUGGACUACUCUGCGCGUAUCAAGCAGGCCCUGGGAAAGGACGAGGUCGACCUCCUCAUGACCCUUUACCUCCACCCGGACGUCACCUCCGAGACCGUCAGAGAGGCGAAGAAGGCCGGUGUUGCCGCCGUAAAGAGUUAUCCCGCCGGCGUCACUACCAACAGCUCCGCCGGCGUCGUGGACUACGACGCCUUCCACGAGGUCUUCAAGACCAUGGAGGAGGUCGAUCUCAUUUUGUGUCUCCACGGAGAGUGUCCGUCUCAUGCCGGCAGCGAUAUCACCACUCUCAACGCCGAGUCAAAGUUUCUUCCUACCCUUAAGGCACUCCAUGCCAAGUACCCCAAGCUCAGAAUCAUUCUCGAGCACUGCACAACCGCCGAGGCUGUCGAGGCCGUCAAAGCAUGCGGCCCUAACGUCUCUGGCACCAUCACCUGCCACCACCUCUUCAUCACCAUCGACGAUGUUGUCGGUGACGCGCUGAACUUCUGCAAGCCUGUUGCCAAGCUCCCUGCCGACCGCAAAGCCCUCCUCAAUGCCGUCGCCCACAGCAAUGGAAAGUUCUUCCUUGGCACCGACUCGGCCCCGCACCCUAUCACCUCCAAGACGGGCCCUUCCAAGGCUGCUGCCGGUGUCUUCACUCAACCCUACGCCGUACAGUAUCUCCUUGCGGCCCUCGACGACGCCGUCGCUCGCGGAGAGCUCCGGGACGAGGAGAUUACCCAAGAGGGCCUUGAGGGCUUCGUCAGCGGCUACGGCCGCAAGUUCUACGGCACUGAGGACCUCCGCAAGGAGCGCGUCCGCCUCACACGCGGCGGCGCCGUUGUCGAUCAGAUGUUCGAGGGCGAAGGAAUUCAGGUUGUACCAUUCCGUGCGGGCAAAGAGACUUGGAGCCUGCAGUGGCUGUAGACGGCUCUUAGAGGGAGGGGCCUGCUCAUGAGAGGUGAGUACAUAGGAGCACACAAGCGCUACUCUGUAUGCUUGGUUCGAUGCUUGUACGGGCGUCUUCAUUGCUGGUCCAUUCUUUCUAUAAUAAAUACUUUCUCUAAAGCCGUAAAAUUGCAAGGUCUAGAUG